GUUCGUCCAUCGCUAACGGAACGCGCGUCGGACCGCGUCGGAGCGUGCGCGUGGCGUGCACUCCGCGUCCCGUCGUUUUAUGCUUCCGACGUCCCAUCACGGCAUCGCCUACAACUGCAUCGUAAAGGCGGUUGCAACGUACGUUGGAUCUCACAAUCGGGCUGUCGUUUGGAGCACGAUAUUCGCGGAACCACCAUUAUAACGUGCUUACUGCUGACUGCAAGAUGACCGACAGAGUCAUAUUCUUUGUCGCUUACCUUACACUAGUCAUCACCGAAUUGCCAUUAAGGGCUUCGUGCAAGUGGUCGCGGCCAGCCCAGAGCUCGCAGGUGAACAAGAAGGUAGAGGACAACCGAGAGUCCGACAUGGCGCUCACCAGUCAGCUGCUGGAAACACUUCUCGACAACUACGACAGCACCCAGAGGCCAUGGCAUGGAGGUACGGCGAGCUCCGACGACAUGAGGCCAACCAGUGUCACAGCCAACAUGCUCAUUCGAAGCAUGGGGCCCAUCUCGGAGCUCGACAUGGAGUACUCGAUGGACUGCUACUUCCGGCAGCGUUGGACUGACCAGAGGCUCAAGUUCAACGGCACCAUCAACCCCAUCAGCCUGCACAUCAAGAUGCUGGAGCGCAUCUGGAAGCCGGACACUUACUUCCACAAUGGCAAGGGAUCCUACCUGCACACCAUCACGCAGCCAAACAAACUGCUGCGCAUAUAUCGCAACGGUGAUGUGCUCUACUCCAUGAGGCUGACAAUUAAGGCCAGAUGUCCCAUGCAGCUUCAAAGCUUUCCAAUGGACCGCCAGUCGUGCCCCUUGACAUUCGGCAGCUAUGGUUAUACGGCUGACCAGCUCGUGUACAAAUGGGAUUCCACGCUUCCUGUGGACCUGAUACCAGGGCUCGCGCUGUCGCAGUUCGACCUCAUUAAUUACCCCUACCGGAACUCAACGUACAUUUUUAAUAACGGCCUGUUUUCGGUACUUCACGUCAACUUCAAUCUGCAGAGGCACAUGGGAUACUUCCUGAUCCAAGUCUACGUCCCAUGUAUACUAAUUGUCGUGCUUUCAUGGGUCUCCUUCUGGAUUAACAGAGAAGCCACUGCGGACAGAGUUGGCCUCGGAAUCACCACUGUGCUGACGCUGUCCACUUUCGGACUGGACACACGCACAGACCUGCCCAAGGUGCCGUACCCGACGUCCCUCGACUGGUUCGUCAUCAUGUGCUUCUCCUUCGUCAUCUUCACCCUCCUGGAGUUCGCGGGCGUUCACUACUUCACCAAGGUCGGCAGCGGAGAGUUCCCCCUCACCGACGAAGAAGGGGAAGCCGUGCAAAACGAAGGUGCGGCCGGCGACUCCGACGUUGAGGAAGAGGAGCACGCGGACAUUUUCGCCCCUCUGUCUAGCAUCGACGAGUGCGCCUGCAGAAUUAGAAAAGAUUGCGACCACGUGGUGGAGACCGAGCCUGCGUCACAACGAGGUCCUGUCCGGUUCGUGGGUUACGCCCCGCCGGCGCCGCCUCCGCCGCCUUCUUCGCGCCUCAAGCACCGGGUGCGGCCGCUGCAGGAGGACGAGCGGCUGCACGGGGGUUUCCGACGCGGCAGCCGCCGCCACCACCACCGGCGCCGGCAACACUGCUGCUCGCAGUUCAUCAACUGCAUGCUGGGCAACGAGCGCUACCGAGACGAAAUGCGCCGCCGCGCGGACCGCGGCGCCACCGUCAACAGCGUCUCGCAGAUCGACAGGGUGUCGCGUGUGCUGUUCCCGUUCAGCUUCAUCGUGAUCAACCUCUUCUACUGGUUCAGCUCGGGUCGCGACAGACCCGCCGGCUGGGAAGUGCAGAACAACGCGUGACGCCGAAUGGAGAGAGAUAGAGAGAAAUAGGAACACAUGUCGUUCGUUUACCGUGUCAGAGAUUACGGUUAUCCGUAGAAAAAUUUUAAACUAGGACCCCGCUGGAAAAGUGGUGCAUGUUCUCGGCGCCUUGAAGGGCACUCAGGAAUUGGCAGGCGUGUAUGACGAGGUCACAAAAACGAAACGCGCCUUCGGUUUCCUCGACGGAGGCUCGAGUUUAAUUCCAGGUUUUUUUUUUCAUGUUCUUAACAGGCUUAUGGGAAAUCGUGCAGCAUAUUUCUGUAUGUAUUUUGGCAGCCUUUUGUCUUACCUAUUCCCUGUGAAGUACCUCCUCAAGGAGCCGAGGUAACUUCAGCUGAUUGGGCCCAGAAGUCUGCAUCGGUUUCAUAUCACCACGUGAAUUUUCGUUUACGUGUGAGCUAGAAGUGACCUCGCGCCUAAACCAAAGACCGCCAGCAUCUUUUGUAUAUGUAGGAUCUCGCGAUUGACCGGAAUUCGCCCUUGUCCAGCCUGCAGUGAAACUUGCUCGCCUGUCGCAAUUUACUAUGCAGAGCGAAUUGCAAACAUGAUGUCCUGCUAUUCACGUAGGUUUAGCUGUUUGUGACUAGGUGAUGAACCAAUCUGCAAGGUGGACAAUACAUGAUUUCCGGCUUCUACGAAUAGACGAAAGGACCGAAUGAUCCGUGACUAACCUGAUUGGGAAGGCCUCUGAAGGGCAGAACUGUGCAGCAUCAUGCCGUUGGGAAUAAUGCUCGCAGCCGCAUUUUGAGGGAAUACUUACCAAGCUUCCAACUCUGGAGAGCAUGGUAUGUCAUUGCGAUUUCCAUUGUUGCACGAGGAAAUAUGUUGCGCUAGUUUGUUUA
Dermacentor albipictus is the source of this 2713-nucleotide messenger RNA. Its product is annotated as gamma-aminobutyric acid receptor subunit alpha-2. The record is from RefSeq and is a predicted model, not a curated record. Lineage: Eukaryota; Metazoa; Arthropoda; Arachnida; Ixodida; Ixodidae. Gene Ontology annotation, molecular function: neurotransmitter receptor activity; GABA-A receptor activity; chloride channel activity. Gene Ontology annotation, cellular component: plasma membrane; synapse; neuron projection. Gene Ontology annotation, biological process: regulation of membrane potential; signal transduction; chemical synaptic transmission.